AUCUGAGGCGGUGCCCAGUGGGGAAAAAACGCAAGUUCUCAGACUUCGACAGUAGGCUACUGUGUGCAGCAGUCUUUUUCAAAGGUGUGCUAAAGGAAAACGAAAAUUCUAUCAAGCUCAAAAGGACUGUGGAAGGGCAGACACUAAGUUAAGGAGCAUGAACGACUCGUCGCGCCAUCACUUCAGCAUGAAACACAUGGACUAUAUGUAUAAUGCUGACAAUAAUAUCACUUUAAACAGCAACUCAACAGCCGGUGACAUAAACGUCACAGGGAUCGCCCAGAUUAUGAUCCCUCAGGAACUUUUUCUAAUGCUCGGUUUGAUCAGUUUGGUAGAAAACAUCUUGGUGGUUGUGGCAAUCAUCAAGAACAGGAAUCUUCAUUCGCCUAUGUAUUAUUUUAUUUGCUGUCUGGCGGUGGCAGACAUGCUAGUGAGCGUUAGUAAUGUGGUGGAGACGCUGUUUAUGUUACUGACGGAGCAUGGGCUGCUGCUGGUCACCGCAAAAAUGUUACAGCACUUAGAUAAUGUAAUUGACAUUAUGAUAUGUAGUUCUGUCGUGUCCUCUUUGUCGUUUCUGUGCACCAUUGCGGCGGACCGUUAUAUCACCAUCUUUUACGCACUCCGGUACCACAGUAUCAUGACUACGCAGCGCGCCGUGGGCAUCAUCUUGGUGGUGUGGCUUGCCAGCAUCACCUCUAGUUCUUUAUUUAUCGUUUAUCACACGGACAAUGCGGUCAUCGCCUGUCUCGUGACAUUUUUUGGCGUGACGUUGGUGUUCACGGCGGUUCUGUACCUGCACAUGUUCAUCUUGGCCCAUGUCCACUCAAGACGCAUCACGGCUCUCCAUAAGAGCCGUCGGCAAACCACUAGCAUGAAGGGAGCCAUCACUCUGACUAUCCUGCUUGGAGUUUUCAUCCUCUGCUGGGGACCGUUCUUCCUCCACCUCAUCCUAAUUCUCACCUGUCCCACAAACCCUUACUGCAAGUGCUAUUUCAGCCACUUCAACCUAUUUCUGAUUCUUAUAAUAUGCAACUCGCUUAUAGACCCUCUCAUUUACGCUUAUCGCAGUCAGGAGCUGCGCAAAACUCUCAAAGAAAUAGUUUUUUGUUCGUGGUGCUUUGCAGUGUGAGCUAUUAUUUCGCUUGCUUGUUUGUCAUUACUGACGUUUAGAAAAAAAAUGUAUAAUGUUCAAUUUGCUAAUGUUGCCUUUUAUUGCAGUAAGCGUCUCGUUACACUCGAAUUUUACAGAGAAUACAAUGUGAUGAUGUUUACUGAGAUAACUAGAUCUUUUGUUUUACCUUUGGGGCACAAACAUUUCGAAUUACUUUUUUCUGACAAUUACAAUAUGAAGUAAGUUCUCUAUUCUUGAUUUACAAUAAUAAUGCAUUAUAUAAUAAAUAAAUACUAAAUUGUCUCAAAGAAAAUCUUAUCAUUUUAUAUCCUUUGUAUUUUAUAACCUCUAAAAUGGCUUCACUAUUCAUAAAUACAAUAAAUAGAUAAAACGAGAGAAAGUUUUAUGAAAUCAAUUUACUGGGAGAGGUUAACCCCCCUGUCUUCAUGUAACAGUAUAUGAAAUAAAGUUACUCAGCUAACAACCUAAUAGCAUAAAUUUGA
Danio aesculapii is the source of this 1614-nucleotide messenger RNA. RefSeq names its product melanocortin 1 receptor (gene mc1r). The record is from RefSeq and is a predicted model, not a curated record. Gene Ontology annotation, molecular function: melanocyte-stimulating hormone receptor activity. Gene Ontology annotation, biological process: G protein-coupled receptor signaling pathway. NCBI's taxonomy places the organism in Eukaryota, Metazoa, Chordata, Actinopteri, Cypriniformes, Danionidae. The transcript has 2 exons. Gene Ontology annotation, cellular component: membrane. The coding region runs from base 158 to 1129 and encodes 323 amino acids.